Molecule: messenger RNA, 886 nt
Organism: Fusarium graminearum PH-1
Lineage: Eukaryota; Fungi; Ascomycota; Sordariomycetes; Hypocreales; Nectriaceae
Exons: 5
Coding region: 1-645 (214 amino acids)
Biological process (GO): mitochondrial electron transport, NADH to ubiquinone; mitochondrial respiratory chain complex I assembly
Cellular component (GO): membrane
Molecular function (GO): 4 iron, 4 sulfur cluster binding; NADH dehydrogenase activity
Source: RefSeq, a predicted model, not a curated record
AUGACUUUUCGAUUCAUCAUCUCAAGUGGUGAUGCUGAGUUCCAGUUGACGUUGAUCACGUGCCAGGUCACGGCUCGCCUCGAGCUCCUUGAGCACCAGAGCUACCAGCAUCGUUGGCCUCGUCCAGCAGCGAGGCUAUGCGACGCCUCACGGUCCUCCCCCCGCCAACUUCCGAACAACAAGCCCUGUGCGGGUGGACGUGGGAUAACGAGAGCACCCUGGACGGCAUGGGGAAAGUUUUUCCUCAUGACCGAGAUGGCGAGGGGCAUGUAUGUCCUGCUUGAGCAGUACUUCCGACCACCGGCCCUAUCUCUCCCCGAUUCCGUGGCGAGCACGCUCUCCGACGAUACCCCUCUGGCGAAGAGCGUUAUCUGCCCCGCCCAGGCCAUCACCAUCGAGGCUGAGGAGCGAGCUGAUGGAUCCCGCCGAACCACCAAGUACGAUAUCGACAUGACCAAGUGCAUUUACUGCGGUUUCUGCCAGGAGUCUUGCCCCGUCGACGCCAUCGUUGAGUCGCCCAACGCCGAGUACGCUACCGAGACCCGAGAAGAGCUUCUGUACAACAAGGAGAAGCUUCUUUCCAACGGAGACAAGUGGGAGCCUGAGCUCGCAGCCGCCAUCCGCGCCGACUCGCCAUACCGAUAAACUAGAGAAAGCCAUCAUGAAAAAAGGGAACGGGAUGAUGUUGGAUUGGAAUGCAUAGUUUUUAUUUGUUAUUUUCGCUUUUGUUGCCUCGGGUCGUUUGAAACGUCGCUGCUGUAGGAACAUGACUUCUUUUUUUUUGGUGAUAUCAAGGCGGCAAAGGACUAGAGGGAGGCGGGCUUUCGAGGGGAGAGGGCAGGUGUACAUAAUCUAGAUGUCCAGAAAAAUGCCCCGUUGUCACUCA